Messenger RNA from Penicillium crustosum, 1476 nucleotides. RefSeq names its product ankyrin repeat domain-containing protein. Lineage: Eukaryota; Fungi; Ascomycota; Eurotiomycetes; Eurotiales; Aspergillaceae. The transcript has a single exon. Gene Ontology annotation, molecular function: protein binding. Bases 1 to 1476 code for a protein of 491 amino acids. The record is from RefSeq and is a predicted model, not a curated record.
AUGCCUAGGAUCGAAAACCUACCAACAGAGCUGAUCCUCCUAAUCGCCUCAUACCUGCCAUCUGAAUCGUCUCUCGCUGCCUUGGCCUUGUCAAGCCAUCCCUUCUACGGAAUCUGCAACCCUUGCCUUUACCGAUACAAUGUGCUCCACGGCAACAGCUCUGCUUUAGACUGGGCGGCGGAAAAUGGUAAGAUAGAUACACUACAAAAGGCACUAGACGCUCGCGCCCCCCUCCUGAAGGAGCAGGCGAAGGGUAAAUUGAGACGGCAAGGUCCACGAUGCCCCCAAUUCGGCCUUCAAGCUUGGCGCACGUUUCGAGAAUUCCAGCCGCACCCAAUCUCGCUAGCCGCAAGUGCCGGUCAUAGCAAUAUCGUCCGAUGCAUGGUUGACCGCGGGGUGAGUGCCAACGUAAGUAACCCGGAGGGACACACACUGCUAGCCCUGGCUGCUAUCAACGGUGAUACUUCCCUAGCAAAGUAUUUGCUGGACAUCGGAGCCUGUCAAGAUAUCAGAAGCUUCGUGGGCCACCGACCUGUGUGGAUAGCGGCGUUCAAAGGUUAUGUGGAUGUGGUCGAUGUGCUUCUCUCGGCCCCGAAGCAAAACGGGAACGAGCCCGACAAAGAAGACUUGAUGACAGACGCCUUAUUCGCAGCUGUUUUUGCCAACCAGGUCCCAGUUGUCCGGUUAUUACUCACACAUGGAGUGCAAGUCGACGUCCUCGCUCGUUUUGAUGAUACCCCUCCUUUGAUUCCUGCGAACGAUGGAGGCAACGAUUUUGUGCCGCUACAAAUUGUUGCAUCCGGUGAAGAACCCGACUUAUUUUUGGAUCAGAUUCGGCCACAGCCAUAUGCGCCUUUGAUGCUGGCAGCGAAGCAGGGCCAUGAAGAACUUGUCCGGCUGUUGGUCCCCGGAACUGCAAGUCUCAACCGCACCAAAGCGUUGGCCUAUGCAGUUUCACGUCGCGAUCGAGGAGUUCUCGAGGUAUUACUUCAAGGUGGCGCAUCCCCUCAGUUCUGUCUAUCCGAUAUACCGGACUCCUCGGAGUACCGCGAGGAAUGGGUGCAGCCUCUUUUCACAGCCGUGGAGCGUGAUGAUCGAAAGUCUGUGGGAUUGCUUCUGGAUUAUGGAGCGGAUGCAAAUGUACGGUCUCCCCAGAAAUAUAUCAAUAGAACUGACAGACUUUUUGAGCACCCCCUGCUCUGGGCUGUGGAUGAAGUUAAGGAAUCGAUGGUCAAUUUGCUACUAGAACGUGGCGCAGACCCGGAUAUUACUGAUAUGUUAGGACAGCCUGCGCUGACUCAUGCCAUUUUCAGCCAAAAUGAUGCCAUAGUUCGCUCCCUGCUAGAUCACGGGGCGAAUCCUUACGAGGCGAAGGAUGAUUGUGGGAGGAAACUCAUGGGGUUUUGGCCAAUGAGCGAAUCUACCUGGAGGCUACUCCAAGAGGCAGAAAUAAAAUGGACUAAGGAGCAUUCAUAA